Molecule: messenger RNA, 1090 nt
Organism: Sorghum bicolor (sorghum)
Lineage: Eukaryota; Viridiplantae; Streptophyta; Magnoliopsida; Poales; Poaceae
Exons: 4
Coding region: 64-831 (255 amino acids)
Biological process (GO): transposition
Source: RefSeq, a predicted model, not a curated record
CAUCUCUCGUGUGAUAACUUGUGGCGGCAGCAGCACGCGACUUUCCGGGCUCACCGUUUGGCCAUGCCAGGUGUUCCUCACCAUCAAGGCAACCGCAACGUGGGCGGCUUCGCCCGAGCUUGGUCGGCGGCGCACGGUGGCCAGCAAUGCUCCUACUUCGCGGCAUAUACCAUGUCACACAAGGGCAAGGCGACGUCCGACGUCUCCUUCAACCCGGAGGACCCGCCCGAGGCGUACACAAGUGAGAGCGCCUACAAGAAAGUCACCGAGUACCACGAGGCGGCGAGGGCGAUGCAUGGGUUGGAUUAUGAUCCAACGAAUGACAACAUCGAUGCACGCCUCGUCAUGUGUCUUGGAAAGGGAAAGCAACAUGGGCGCUACUGGAUGGCGAACAGCGUGAUCGACAGCACCACUACUCCCUCUCUCUCACAGAUCCGAGCACAGACCACGAGCGGCUCCGGACUCCCGCCGAUACGCGAGCGGCCGGCCUAUGCACAGGCCCGGGUCGAGGCACUACAGGCCCAGGUGGAAACUUCGAACAAGAGGGCUGACGAGCUGGAGGCGGUUGUGGCUUCAGAGCGGGCGGCGCGGCUGGCAACUGACCAGAGGAUGUCAGAUGUGCUGGCGUUUCUGCAGAGUUCUUUAGGUGUUACUUUGCCACCCAACUUGACGGGUCCACCUCAGCCUCCUCCCGUCGUUCCUCCCUUCGUUGCUCUCCACACUACUCCGCCUCAGUCGGCGGGUUCGAACCAAGUGGCGAACGAGCAUGGGAGACCGUCGCCGCCAUCAAAUGGGUGGCCCGAGUACGCACCUCCACCGCCGCGUGAGUAACGUCGUCGAAGAAGUUGUCAUGUAUUCCUUCUCUUCGUGUCAUGGACUUGGACUUGUUGUGUGGAACUUCAUGUCAUGGACUUGGACUUGUUGUGUGGAACUUCAUGUCAUGGACUUGGACUUGUUGUGUUGAACUUCAUUAGAAUCAAGUUGUUGUAUGGACUUUAUCGCCGAAUAAGUGAUGUUAUUAUGAGAUAUAUGUGCUAUUGUGAUAAAUCCUUUGCCGGUGGUGAUAAAAUUGAUGGAAUUGUGAUAUAAA